This is a messenger RNA of Danio aesculapii, 4392 nucleotides long. RefSeq names its product protein phosphatase 5, catalytic subunit (gene ppp5c). The transcript is spliced from 13 exons. Gene Ontology annotation, molecular function: protein serine/threonine phosphatase activity; protein binding. The coding region runs from base 1 to 1470 and encodes 489 amino acids. Gene Ontology annotation, cellular component: nucleus; cytosol. The record is from RefSeq and is a predicted model, not a curated record. NCBI's taxonomy places the organism in Eukaryota, Metazoa, Chordata, Actinopteri, Cypriniformes, Danionidae.
AUGACGGAACACGGCAGCGAGAAGAUGGCGGAAGAAGAGCGGAAUGCCAGUGCAGAGAAACUCAAGGAGAAGGCUAAUAACUACUUUAAAGAUAAAGACUAUGAGAACGCCAUCAAGUAUUACACAGAAGCACUGGAUCUAAACCCAACCAAUCCCAUAUACUACAGUAACCGGAGUCUGUCGUACCUGCGCACCGAGUGCUAUGGCUAUGCGCUGGCGGACGCCACCCGAGCCCUGGAGCUGGACAAGAACUACAUUAAGGGCUACUAUCGGCGAGCCACCUCCAACAUGGCCCUGGGGAAGUUUAAAGCAGCACUCAAAGAUUACGAAACGGUGGUUAGAGUUCGGCCCAAUGACAAAGAUGCCAGGAUGAAGUACCAGGAAUGUAAUAAGAUUGUCAAGCAGAAGGCCUUUGAACGGGCCAUCGCCAGCGACGAGCUCAAACGAUCAGUAGUCGACUCCUUAGACAUCGAGAACAUGACAAUCGAGGACGACUAUGUGGGACCUAAACUUGAAGAUGGGAAGGUUACACUGAAGUUCAUGGAAGACUUGAUGGAUUGGUUUAAAGACCAAAAGAAACUGCACAGAAAGUGUGCUUACCAGAUGCUGGUUCAAGUUAAAGAAGUUUUAACCAAACUUCCCAGUCUUGUUGAGAUUACAUUAAAAGAGACAGAGAAAAUCACUAUAUGUGGCGACACACAUGGCCAGUACUAUGAUCUUCUAAAUAUUUUUGAGCUGAACAGCUUACCAUCUGCUACUAAUCCCUAUCUGUUCAACGGAGACUUUGUGGACCGCGGAUCUUUUUCUGUCGAGGUCAUUCUUACGCUUUUUGGCUUCAAGCUGCUCUAUCCAGAACACUUCCACCUGCUAAGAGGUAACCAUGAAACAGAUAACAUGAAUCAGAUGUAUGGCUUCGAGGGUGAGGUAAAAGCGAAGUACUCCUCCCAGAUGUUCAAGCUGUUCAGUGAAGUCUUCCAGUGGCUUCCUCUUGCGCAGUGCAUCAAUGACAAAGUACUGGUGAUGCACGGAGGACUGUUUAGUGAGGACGGUGUGACCUUAGAUGACAUUAGAAAGAUAGACAGGAACAGGCAGCCGCCAGAUUCUGGUCCGAUGUGUGAUCUCCUGUGGUCAGAUCCUCAGCUGCAGAACGGACGGUCAAUCAGUAAGCGCGGCGUGAGCUGUCAGUUCGGGCCUGACGUUACGGAGCGAUUCCUGGAGCAGAACAAACUGCAGUACAUUGUGCGCAGCCAUGAGGUCAAAGCCGAAGGUUACGAGGUCACUCACUCAGGGAAGUGCAUAACCGUGUUUUCAGCGCCAAAUUACUGUGACCAGAUGGGAAAUAAAGGAGCUUACAUUCAUCUCAGGGGAUCAGACCUCAAGCCAGAGUUUCACCAGUUUACUGCUGUGCCUCAUCCAAAUGUCAAACCGAUGGCGUACGCCAACUCUCUGAUGCAGAUGGGUAUGAUGUAGAGGUUUUCUCACACGGAAGCUGCUGAGGUCUGAAGUCCACACCAAUCCCUCCAAAUCCAUUCUCACCUUCUUCUUAUCGCCGUUUCAAACGAGAAAAAAAAAAGGUUUCUUCUUGCGCACAAACAUAUUAACACUUCCUAUAUCAUCAUCAUCAUCAUCAUCCCUAUUGGUGCAUCUUUUGAAUCGUACACUGAUGAUGCCUUUGCAAAAAAAUGUCUUGUUUCUACUCCAAACAUCUUAAAAUUCUUAAAUCUAAAAGCAUUUUCUAGAUUAGUAAAUACUAUGGUCUUGCUUUCAGAAGUAAUGCAUCAAAAUUAAGUGUUUUUUUCCUUAAAACAGGCUCAAUCUGCCAAUGUGUAAGUUAAAUAAUCUUGUUUUUGCUUUAAAAUAGGAAUAUUUUGCUUGCUUUAAGGAGCAAAGUUGCGCAUAUUAUUUCUAAAAACAAGACUAUGUAUUGCUUGUCCAGAAAAUGCUUCUCGGUUUAAGAGUUUUUAGUUAUUUGGACUAGAAACGAGACACAACUCUAAAUUGAAGAAGAAAUGGGAAUGUUAUUUGUGCAUUAAAUGGAUAGUUCACCCUAAAUCAGGGGUGUCCAAACUCGGUCCUGGAGGGCCGGUGUCCUGCAGAUUUUAGCUCCAACUUGCCUCAACACACCUGCACGGAUGUUUCUGGAAAGACUAGUAAGUGCUUGAUUAGCUAGCCCAGGUGUGUCUAAUUGGGGUUGGAACUAAACUUUGCAGGACACCGGCCCUCCAGGACCGAGCUUGGACCUGCCUACCCUAAAUGAACAUUUCCUGGUAUUUUACUCGCCUACAGAUCAUCCAAGAUGACUUUUUUGUCUUCAGUAGAACAUUAAAGACGAUUUUGAGCUGAAUCUGAUGGUGAUUGGUAUAAUGGCAGUGAAUGGUGACAGGGUUAUUAGAUUAAAUAAACACACCUAAAUGAGUCUAAAUCAAUAGCCGUGGCUCCUGAUGACACACUGAGGUCUUGUAAAGCCAAAUGAUCGGUCAGUGUAAGAAAUUGAACGUUAUUUACAAUAUUAAUAGCUUUAAUCCACAUCCUGGUCAAACAGUUCUCAGUGCAUGUGUGAAUGUAGUCCGAUAGUAGUUCUGAGACUUCAAAUUCAUCAUAUAAUGCUGUAAAUAAUGUUUAAUUUCUUACACGGAGCGAUCGUUUGGCUUCACAAGAGCUCAGUGCGUCAUCAGGAGCCACAGCUAUUGAUUUGGCUUCUAUGCGUUUGUUUUUAAUCUCCAAAACCUGUCACCAUUCACUGCCAUUACAUCAAUCACCAAUCGGAUUCAUCUAAAAAUCUUCCUUAAUGUCCAACGAAGAAAUAAAUCCACCUACAUCUCGGAUGAGCUUUGAAAAUUUUCAUUUUUGGGUGAACUAUCCCUUAAAUCAGGGGUGUCCAAACUCGGUCCUGGAGGGCCGGUGUCCUGCAGAUUUUAGCUCCUACUUGCCUCAACACACCUCCAAGGAUGCUCUACACUCUCAGAAAUAAAGGUACGAGCUGUCAUUGGGGUGGUACCUUUUGGGGUGGUACAAAUGUGUAGCUAAAAUGUCCAUAUUAAUACCUCAAGGGUCCAUAUAGUACCUAAAUAGUACAAAAGUGUUCCUCUUAAAUUUUUAGGUACUAAUAUAUACUUUUGAGGUACCAAUAAAGACCCUUUAAGUACAAAUUUGUACCUUCUAAUAAAGGACAACCUCAGUGACAGCUCGCGUACCUUUAUUUCUGAGAGUGUAGAAAGCCCUAGUAAGAGCUUGAUUAGCUAGGUGUGUCUAAUUGGGGUUGGAACUAAACUUAGCAGGACACCGGCCCUCCCGGACUGAGUCUGCCUUAAAUGGAUGUCAUUUUUGGGUUGAUACCCCAUCCUUGGUCAUUAGGUAUUCAUGUGAACAGCACAGUUUGGAUUAGAUGAUACUGAAACUAAAUUGUACCAAAGAGCGGGCAAAUAUACGUGUUGCGUCACAAAAUAAGAGUGUUUAUGUAGAAUUGCAGCUCCUGCGACCAUGCUGAUCGGAGCCAAAAACCUGAUCAACACUUUCCAAAGUCUGUGUUUCUACAUGAAGCUUUUAUUUACCCCAUGAAUACAUCACAGGACCGUUUCCUUUACAUUUAGUGAAGUGUUGGGAGGGAGAACAGUCAUAUUAAUACUGUAGUAGUAUAGAUAUUAAUGUUUCAUCUGUCCACAUAAGGAAAAAAACAACAACGUAUAAUAAAGAAACUCCACACACAGCACCUGUCUUGCAGGCUAGGGUUUCUGUUUGUCAAAUCCACAUAAUAAAUGUCACAAAACAAAUUGAACUGCUGUGUAAAACUUUCACGGUUUUCCUUCACACACUUGCUCCCUUUUAAGAGUGUGGAAAAGUGUGAUAUUAUUAAACUCGGUCUCUGUUCUCCACUAUGUAGGCAGCUCCCACGGUUAUUUGUUGUUUUUCUCCCAACAUGCUUAACUGAAGUGCACUGGAGAUUCUCUAUAUCAGUGUUUCUCAACCAUGUUCCUGGAGGACCACCACAUUUUCCUCGUCUCAUAAAACAAACACAGCUGAUUCAGAUCAUCAGCUCAUUAGCAACGACUGAAAGACCUGGGUGUGACGAACAAAGGGGACAUCCAAAACAUGCAGUGCUGGUGAUCCUCCAGGAACGUGGUUGAGAAACACUGCUCUAUAUCCAUUUUUUUUUAUUUUCGUCUAGCAGAUCCCCCUUUUUGUGUGUGUAUGUGUGUGUGGACUUCCAGCAGAAUCCUUACCUUACUGUCUCUUUAAACGCACAGCAGUCAUGACCCCACGACCCUUGACUUUUUAGAGAAUAUCAGUAUGUACACCAACAUGUAUGUAUAUAUACUUUAUCAUUUGAAACUUCUGUGUACAUGUUUGGAAAAAAAGAUAUUGAAUAAUAAAACAAAUAUGCCAGUCCGAUGA